AUGGACAUUCACGUGGACCAGUAUCGCGCGGCCGGGCCCGACUUGCGCGUGUACGGCGGCCUCGACUACUUCACGCAGUUCAACAAGAAGAUAGACACGUAUUAUCUGGAGCAGGGACAGCCAAAGCCAAUAUGCAGUGGCGUGACCAAGGUACAGGCGUUUACAGCGGACAACGAGGACCAAGAUGCGGACAAGCAGCACUCGGUCGACAAGCAGUACAAGGACAGCAAGAACAGCAAGUACAUCAUGGACGCCGAUGAGUGA
Phytophthora sojae is the source of this 264-nucleotide messenger RNA. RefSeq lists its product as hypothetical. The record is from RefSeq and is a predicted model, not a curated record. The coding region runs from base 1 to 264 and encodes 87 amino acids. Lineage: Eukaryota; Oomycota; Peronosporomycetes; Peronosporales; Peronosporaceae. The transcript has 3 exons.